Molecule: messenger RNA, 4604 nt
Organism: Syngnathoides biaculeatus (alligator pipefish)
Lineage: Eukaryota; Metazoa; Chordata; Actinopteri; Syngnathiformes; Syngnathidae
Product: polycomb group RING finger protein 3
Exons: 10
Coding region: 465-1214 (249 amino acids)
Biological process (GO): regulation of transcription by RNA polymerase II
Cellular component (GO): PRC1 complex
Source: RefSeq, a predicted model, not a curated record
UCCUCCUCCUCCGCCUCCUCCCGGGUCCUAGCAUGGCUUCACGCUGGCUGCUACCAGGCAUGCUAUCCAUACGUGUUGUCCGUGAGACAAUUUCCGUGUUUGUGUCUUAUUGUUUGGUGUACGGCGGCGCCGGGGCCCCCCUUUCAGUUUGCACGACAGCUUUGAAGCGAGAUGGAGGAAGGAGGAGGGGAGGGGGGGGGAGGCAAAGCCCACAAGCUCGGAGCUCGACCGGGAUGCACGCGGUGGUCCUCCCCGUGGCUCGGGCUCGUCUGGCCGGCGUGUCUCGUCUUGUUCUGACGCUCCUCUGCGGUGCACUUCCCGCACUCAAGGCCCGUCAUUGAAGUUGCUGUGUGGAGCCUCAACAUGAGGCUCACAUGAGAGGCCCUCCAUGAUGUGGAGCUAACGCCACCGGCUGCUAAACCGGCAGGAAGAGAGGUGGACGCGGUGACAUCCACAGCCCACGCAUGGCGGUAUUAGGGAACCCCGACAUGCUGACGAGGAAGAUCAAACUCUGUCACAUCAACGCCCACAUCACGUGUAGACUGUGCGACGGUUACCUGAUUGACGCCACCACCGUCACGGAGUGCUUGCACACGUUCUGUCGAAGCUGCCUGGUGAAGUAUCUGGAAGAGAACAACACGUGUCCCACAUGCAGGAUUGUUAUUCAUCAGAGCCAUCCACUGCAGUACAUCGGCCAUGACAGAACAAUGCAAGACAUUGUGUACAAGUUGGUACCCGGACUUCAAGAGGCGGAGAUAAAAAAGCAGCGGGACUUCUACCAGAAGUUGGGCAUGGAGGUGCCCGGCGACAUUAAAGGGGAACUCUGCAACAUGAAGAUGCAUCUGGACCAGCACAAUGGAGAAACCAAGUCCGAGGAAACGGCCAAUAAGGAAGCAGGAGAGGAGAAAGCAGAAGAGGACAACGACUAUCACCGUAGCGAUGAGCAGGUGAGCAUCUGCCUGGAGUGCAACAGCAGCAAACUGCGAGGCCUCAAGCGCAAGUGGAUCCGAUGCUCGGCGCAGGCCACCGUCCUCCACCUCAAGAAGUUCAUCGCCAAAAAGCUCAACUUGACCUCCUUUAACGAGUUGGACAUUUUAUGCAAUGAGGAAAUCCUCGGCAAGGACCACACUUUGAAAUUUGUCGUCGUGACGAGAUGGAGAUUUAAGAAAUCGCCCCUCCUGCUCCAUUACAGACCCAAGAUGGAUCUUCUGUAGCUCAAAAGGACAUAUACCAUUUCUUUCUUUUUUAUUUUUUUUUAUUUUGUAUCUUCUUGUCGUCGACCGUGUCCCGGUGUGCCGUUUUAACCACCGACGUGUAUGCAAAGACGAUCAACCAGCAGCGGCGAGCAAACGUCACAACAACGAAACCACACUCAACGUAAAAAAAAAAAAAAAAAAAAAAAAAAGCCAGCAACUCGGGGAGGUACCACAACACUGGCGUUGUUUCCGAUUUGUUUUUGUUGUUGUCAUUGAUUUUUGUUUAACUUUUUUUUUUUGCGCGCUACAUCCGAGAUAUGUGAAAAAGAAGAAAGGAAAAAAAAAAGAAAUGGAGAUAAAGCAUAUAUUUAUACUUUUGUACAGUUGAAGAAGAGACACAACCAUAAAAAAAAGACACUACACUGGUGCUCUGUUUACAUGCAAAUGAGAUGUCGGGGGCGGGCGGGACGGGGGGAGGGUCACGUGACCAUCUUUCAGCCAAUCGGAGCGGAGGAUGAAAAGUUUUAUAUGGUUUUGUUUUUGAAGACAAAGAUUUUCUACGCGUGUCCAUCUUAAGCUGGCUAUGGAGUAAAACGUUUCUGAAUGUGUCUUUUUUUUUUGGUGUGUUCAGGCCCCGCCCCUUUUUCCAUCCAAUUUGCUAUUGAUGAUUGUCCAUUGUGAAUAGGCUUCGUGUCGUAAUUUAUGUUCUAUAUAAUGUACAUACAAUGUGCUUAUAGGAAGCCGGGCAGCAGAGGAGUAAGAGAGACUUUUAGACUGUUAAAAACAGAACGCGUCCAGAAGUGCUAUCUAUAUCGAAAAUAUAUCUUUUUUUUUUUUUUCUGUUUAAUUUUUGUUAAAAAAUGUUUUUGUUGUUAUUUGAACAAAGCAGAUGUGCGGCAUAGACGCCCCCGCCAGCCGUCUUCUAUCCCGUCCCGUUUCUUCGGAAUGCCAGCAACGAUUCUGCGUCAUUAAAAUGCCCCCCCCCCCCCCCCCCGCCCCUGAAAUGUUUAAAAAAAAAAAGUGACACCUCUCAAAUUUUAAUGAGGGGCCAUACUUGCGUUCCCAUUUCACACGGAAAACCUGCAAAGUCGCCACAUCAGAGUGUGAAAACUCCCUGGCAGAUAUCAUACUCCACCUAUUGACACAGAGUCCAGUGAAAGUGGUCAAUCUCAGCUUUUCCCUCAUGGCUCUGGUGUGGCCAUUUUGCAGGGUUUCUGUGUGAAAGGUGAAAUGGUUGUAUCAGCGUUUUGUUUUUUUUUUUUUGUCUAUCAUUUAUCCAUAUCUAAUUUUGGACACAAGGGCCAGCAAAAGGGAAUGUAAAAGGCUGUAACGUGAGAUUCCGGCAUUAGCCGACACUUAUUACACAGAACCCAGCAAAAGGUGAUAAAUGCCACAUUAGAGAGCCAGAACAGGCAUUUAUGAAUUUACGUUUUCACACAUUUCCCAGCAAAAAUGGAUAAAUGCAGGAUCAAGACACGUGAUAGCAGGUCUGACAUGAUGGUACUCUACUUUUUGGUCAUGGAGUCCAGUGAAGGGAUAAAUGGUGGAUGGAGGGCCGUAGGAGAACAUCCCAGCGUUUAUUUACGGGGUCUCUGUGUUAAAGAGUGCACGGUUUGUGCAGUACCGGCUUGAUUGACAGGAUUUGUUCAGCUCUUUGAAAAAGACACGCUGCGAAACCGCUGCACCAAAAACCCACAAUCCCUCUCUUAUCUUUUGCCACAGGGCCCAGUAAAGGGGACAAAUGUUCCGACCCCGAUGCAGCCGUUUUACAGCGUCUCUGCGUGAAAUUGCCGACGGGGGUGCCGCCAAUCAAAUCUGCCGCGGACGUCCAUUUAAUGACACUUCACACCCGCUCUAAAGUGCCAUGUUCAGAUCAGGCAGUCCUGUUUUAUCAAUAAUUUCAUUUUAAACAAUGUGUACCAAGAACAAAAUGCUCCGUAAGAACUUUUCAUGACAGAAAUGUCGCGCGAUGCAAAUUUUCUCUCGUUUGCAUUUGGAAACCACGGUGAUGUCUCGUGGAUCAGCCAAGGGACGGAGUUGGACGUAGAAAUGUCAGACACGGUGCUCCAAAUCCAUAAGUUUGAAUUUUCUAGCUUUUUGUUGUUGUUGUUGUUUUUAUUUUUCUGGAAUUUUUAUUGGCUGACAACACAGCACACGCUCGUCGUCGUUGUUGGACACUGUUAAAAACAACCAAGUGUUAAUCUCAGUCCAGUCGUGACAUUGGUGCUUUCUCUGGUGCUAACCCGAAACCCCUGUUGGAACUGCGUAUCCCCCCCCCCCCCCUCCUUCGCAAAACCUGGCUCCUUAUUGGUUCGGUUCUGUGCUGCUUCAUUGACAGGCUGUCUGGAGUUCUUUCAUACGAGGACGUUGAAAAAAUGGCAAUUAACAAUCUUUACCUUUUCACUCACCGAUGCAGCGAUUUUUGCAGGGUUUCUGUGUGAAAGAGAAACUCAGUCAAGGGGAUGAAUGCCAGAUCUUCUGUUAGGCGUCAGUUUUCUCUUGUCACACGGAGACCCUGAAAAAUUGCCGCACUGGAGCCAUAGCAGAAAAUCCGCCAUUUCAAUCUUGGCCUUAAUGUUUGCAGCAGAAUUCAAUAAAGGGGAUGGAUAUGUACCACUUUGCAGCAUCUCUGUGUGAAAGAAGGUUGCUGCAUCAGAGCCGUAACUGAAGAUCUGUCCGGCUUUCAUACAGUCGUUACCUUUUACCAAAGAACCCAGCGAAAGGGGAACAAAAAAAAAGACGAAGGCCUGUCAAUCAACUAGCGCCGCGUAAUAAUCCAGCUCUUUGCCUCAUUUUCACUUCGACGUCCGUGAACAUUAUUUCAAUUUUUUUUUUUUUUUUUGCAUUCUGGAUUCCUGAUGUCCACGUUGACGUGUGACACACACACACACAAACAAUACGACGCGUGUGCUCUUUUUCAGGUUAGAAGAAUGAAGGACAAAUGUGCAAUAUGGCUUUUCAUGUGUGUUUCCAGUCAGGUCCUCAGGUCACAAAAUGCCUUCUCAGCGUUCACCUUUGUACCCCCCCCCCCCCCAAAAAAAAAAAUACAUCCCCUCCGCCCCUCCCCCUCCGUCCACCCUUUUGCCUCCUUUUUGUAUUAUUUAUUGCGGCUGUGUGAUGAAAGCGCUUUCCAUGGUGAACCUUUUUGGAGUUGGGGGGGGGUUGCGGCCGAGAGCGGGUCCUGAAUUUCUCAUGUUAUCUUCCCAAAAAAAAAAAAAAUUACAAAAAUGAAAAAAAAAACAACAACACAGAAGCUUUUGUCCAAACUUAACUGUGUAUUUAAUCAAUAAAUGCUUUUUAAAAGUUGCUGGCUGCUCCGUGCGCUGUCCUUUUGCUGCCUUUUGAAACAAUUCACAUAAUUAUGUGAAAUGUGACCUUUUGUUUUUUUUUUUUUUUUGGUGUGGCAGU